CUCGCGCUCCAGCAGCACACGCGCGUGAGGAUCUGACUGACAUCGUUCCGCUCUGACUGAAAAUACCAAAGGAAUUCGACUGCUGCUCCCGAAAUUUCGUUUUCAUGACUUAAAUUUUAAGUUUGUAAAGUUUAAGUGCGUCAUUCGCUUAUAAACGUAUGUUUUAGUAUAUUUUCUACAGAAAUAACGGUCAUUUGUUAUCUGAGGAGAACUGCCGGUGUCCUGACGCACAAACGGACACGCGCGGGCUUAUCAGGAGGUGUCAAGUCCGAGUGUCGUUUAUUCUUAGUUGGAUUUCGCACUUGCUCGAACAGUUUUCGAUAAUAUUAUGGUGGCCAACUGAAACAUGUGAAGCUGUCAUAUUCCAGGAAUGGAUCUCCAAAGAUGUCCCAUAACUACAGGUUUCAUAUUAAGCUGUGGACUCUAUCUUCAUAAGCCUUUUCCCGGUGAAUAAACACUGCCAAAAUGGACACAUGGACGUUUAUGCCCAAUUCUAACCUGUCCCUCCCUGACCGCUUGGUGAACAAUAGUUUCUUCCCAGGGAACGAGUCUGACUUUGGUCUGGAGAUUUACCCUCACAAUACCACUAACCAUGGCUUCGACCAAACAAGUUCAGUAGUCAUCACAUUUGUGUACUUUGUAGUCUGUGCGGUGGGACUCUGUGGGAACACGCUGGUCAUUUAUGUCAUCCUGCGCUACGCCAAGAUGAAGACCGUCACCAACAUCUACAUUUUGAACCUGGCAGUGGCGGAUGUCCUGUGCAUGCUGAGUCUGCCCUUCAUUGCCAUUCAGCUCUUGCUGCUCCACUGGCCCUUUGGAUCCGCGAUCUGCCGUGUUGUACUAACCGUGGACUCCAUGAACCAGUUCACCAGUAUCUUCUUUCUAACGGUCAUGAGCUUUGAUCGCUACCUGGCCGUGGUGCAUCCGAUCAAAUCCACCAAAUGGCGAAAGCCACGCAUGGCCAAAACCAUCAGUCUGGCCAUGUGGAGUGUCUCUCUGCUGGUCAACCUACCAAUUAUGAUCUACAGCGGCGUGAACGCCAAAAGGAACGAGGCUCGGACGUGUACCAUGUUGUGGCCAGAGCCCCAGAACACCUACUACACCGCUUUCAUCUUCUACACCUUUUUCUUGGGCUUUUUCUUGCCGCUGAUUGUCAUCUCCAUGUGCUACCUGCUCAUCGUCAUAAAGGUGAAAUCCUCUGGCAUGCGGGUGGGCUCCACCAAAAGAAAGCGCUCAGAGCGGAAAGUCACCCGCAUGGUGUCUAUCGUGGUGGUGGUGUUCGUGCUGUGCUGGUUACCUUUUUACGUAUUCAACGUGACCUCUGUGACCGGAACCGUGCCCACCACACCUGUGCUGAAGAGCACGUUUGACUUCGUGGUGGUGCUGGGUUAUGCCAACAGCUGCGCCAACCCCAUCCUCUACGCCUUCUUGUCGGACAACUUCAAGAAGAGUUUCCAAAACGUCUUGUGUCUGAAAAGAGUCGGUGGCUUGGAUGAGAUCGACCGCAGCGACAGCCGUCAGGACAGGACUCGAAUGGUCAACGACGUCAUGACAGAAACGCAAAACGCCGCACUGCUCAAUGGAAACCUUCAGACCAGCAUCUGAAACAGCUGUUACAUGAAAUCUUAAUUUUAAGACUGCCUGUCAGAAACUACAUCUAGGUGUGCUAGGAAAGAUUUAGUAUUUAAGAUCAACAUUAAGUAUCAAAGUUUAUCUGGCCAUUUUUAGGACAUCCGCAUGUCUUAAAGUGGUCCAUUUGGGUGAGAUCCUUUUGGAGAGCUUGAUCUGAUUGAUCUCAUGUAUUUAAGCGAUGAAUGUCAUUUACUGUAAAUAACUCUAGUUGCUUUGUUUGGUGUUGCUCUCUGAAUUAUGAAGUUAUUGUGUUUGUUAUGUGUGUAUGUUCACUUCAGUGCCAAAAUUGUCUUUAAAGUUAAGAGACAAGUCUACCGCCAAUUCAAGAUCAUGGCCCUCAUUAGAUAAACAUCAUUUCACUCUCUCACACCUUUUGUGGAAAGACAAGGCCAAAUAGGACAAGCUUGUUAGAGGCUUCUUAUUAUUCAAGGCUUUUUGUUAUGAUGAAUGCAAGAUGAGUGAGUGAUGUUGUUAUCCAGACUGAAUAUAAAAAGGUCUCCAAAAUCUAACAAAAGUUGUACAUUUCUGUGGCCUAUUUAUUUGUUGUUUAUUUAGUGAAUUAUGCUUAUGGUAAUAUCUUACCAAAACCUGAUGGUUGCCAUCUUGUUUACAUUUACAAAAUCUUCCCUCAUCACAUUUCGCCUCUGGUUCCCAGUAGAGUUUUAUUUUGGUAGUGGAAAUGUACAUAAUGUUCAGUGGAGAGGGGGAGGAGAAGGAUGAGCACUGUUACAAAACUUAGUAAGCUGCCUACCUAAUCAACAAUUUCAGGCAUCGUAUAUGCUGCUCCAAAAGGUGUAGGCAGCAACAUUAUGUUGCCUUUUAAGAUACCUCCUUUUGGCAGCAUUUAUAGAGCAUCAUAUGUAUCCAUCAUGAAAAAGGCACAAAAAAAGCAUCCAACAUAGUUAAGUCUUAAUUAAAAUCAACUAGUUAUGCAUACUUUUGGCCCUGUUUACACUUGGUAUUAAGAUACGUAUUGGUCAAUCAGAUGGUGGACGACGCUAAAUACAGGUGUAAAUGGAGUGUAAAACGUUUUGAGCUUGUCUACUUUCGACCACUUCCAGAGGUAGUCGGAAACACAUUCAGCCGGGUUGCCUCCGUAGUGUACGACUCAUGUGGUCGAAUGCGAUCGAACAGCGCAACAGACCGCCUACUCUUCGCCUACUGAACUAUGAGAAGCGCGCUAGACAGAGUGUAUUUAAACUUUGUCGGCUGAAGACCCAAGUUUGGUUUAAAGAUGAAAAACGUACCAAGCACAAUGUUUUCUCACCAUUCCUGAUUUCUAACACACACACAGACCUUCGUGCGCCUUCAUAUGUAAAUAGCGCGAGCUUAUUUUGUCCAUUAGAUAGAUAGAGAAAGACGAUUUACUCUGAUAGUUAUGAAUGGGAGAAACUUCAACGCUCAAUAUGGCGGAAUAAGUUCCGCCUUCUAAGUAAAAGAGCCAGUCGCUGAUUGAUCAAGUCAUUGCAUCACUGCAGCUGCUCUUAGAAACUCCGGUUCCCAUAAAAAACCUGAGACUCACGCUUAGGACUGCACAUGCAAAAAUAAGAAAAAUAAGCUUUUUUAACACUAUUUAAGCAUAAGAAACAAAAUGUGGGAUAGUUAAUGUCAGAUUUUGUUGCUGAAAUAUGUUAUUUAAUUGUGAGUUUGCCAAGCAGUUUUGGAGAUUUCAGGAACCCCUCAUUCAAAUAGAUAGGAAUUGAAAUAGCUGCCCGGAGCCGUUGCAUAUAUGGCGGCCGAGUGAACAGACAUUCCUUGAAAGGGACUUUGAUUAGAUGAGGAGAGAAAAAAAAAAAAAAACAUACAUUUACCAGCCCAUAAAUCGUCUCCUAACAAAACACGAUGCGAUAAGAUUCCAGCAACAAUUUGUCUGUCCACACCAGACUCGACGCCACUAUGAGACGCGAUAAAGUCAAUCAAAAAUCACAGCCAAUCAGAAGAACGCGUGGGCGGGCUCACUCGGCAAGCUCCCGGCACUUGCAAUGAAGUACAUAAUUAAAUUUAUGAAUAUUACACCAUUUUAACAUAAUUAAAAAUACAUACUGAGUUACUGAAACUGAAUCUUUGUCAUAUAAUACACUUGUCUGUUCACAAUGAGUUGACAGUUUGAACGUUCUUGUUUCCUUUUAUUUAUUUCGAAGAUCUGCGGUAAAUUAUCCAUUGUUGCUUUCAGUAUGGCUAUAAAAGACACGCUAAAUUAUAUUCAAAGUCACAUUAGACGCUUUUAACAUUAAAUAAAGCACAUAAACAUUACCCAAGAUUAUCAUUCCCAUACUUUGUCGCGUUGUUCCAGCCGCGACGUCGAAGAAAAAUAGAAACCGUUUCGAAAAUAGAGUCAUCGCGUGUCGCCGUUGCGGCUUGCUAGGACAAAAACUCUGAUUAGCAUGUAAAAGAUACCUUUUUAUCGCGUGUCGCGGCGUCACGUCUGGUAAGGACACAGUGAUGGACCCUCCCCUCAAAGAAAUCAGGACAGAAGUGGUUGAAAGUGGACAAAAGUGACGGAUUAAAACACCAGGUGUAAACUGGUAUGUGCCUCCCUCGUCCACUUGUGAUCCGAUCGUCCUUAAUACCAGGUGUAAACAGAGCCUUUAUGUGUUGUGUUUUUAUGCUUAGAAUAUUGUUGCCAAAUUGUGAGUUAUGGCUUUAGACGCUCACUAGGUUUUGAAAAAGCUAGAGCUUUUGUAAUUAUCUGACCUGGAGAAAGUUUAUUUAGAGCUGUUUCUAAUUAAUUGAUUAGUAUGAAGUAACCAAAUGGCCAUUGGUUGUACUAAACUAACAUUAAUCAGCUGGCAAAUGAGAUGCAAAUCAAUCCUUCUCAUUCCAGCUGUUAUACAAACAACCUUUUGGUCAGGCAAACCAAUGAGGGUCAAGGGGGCAGUGAGACAGGCAAUGAUGACGGAGUUCAUUCAACAGUACAUUAUUCAUUAAAGUAUUCAAACAAGUGCACAGUUGUGCAAUUCUUCUUGCUAAUGUUGAAUAUACCUCAUUAUAAAACAUAAGAUGUUCAGCCUUUAUCCAUCAUUGUGAUGAAUGCACCCCGUCACACUAAUGUGGAAGCAUCAACACGGACUGUUCAAUAGUGACGAUGAAUCACAUCAUAACAGCUGCUUUACAUUUGUAUCACUCGGAGGACAUGAAAAACAAUUAAUUAUAAAACGAAGCUGCAAGUGCCUUAAGUAAUCACUCAAAAAGAACAGAAUGAGAGAAGCGGAAACCGUGUGCAUUUCGUUCAUUCAUUCAUUCAGCUUUAACAAUAAACCCUCCACCUGAAUGUACAAUCAAUUCAUCUACUAUUAUACACUUGUAAAUAAAAGACUAAUUUUAAACCUCUGUCGCUCAAAGAGCUGUAUAAUGUGUAUAUAUUGAGCUGGCAUCGACAGAACGUAUUCAGCUCUUGCCCAUUUGAGGGGUUUAGAACAUUUUAACAUUUGCGAAGGGCUAAAACAGUUCAGACUGAACUUAGUCUGUCCGACUUCUGAAUCCGAUCUGCAAGUGCAUGACGCAAGGUGAAUGAGUGCAUGUUUGGAAGAGUACACAGUAUUUUCUAGGAUCAUAAACAAACAUUUUGAAACCUGAGGAAGUAUUGAUGACAGCAAAGAGGUUAUCGCAGUAUUCGUCCAGUACUUUGAGUUCAGUUCAAUGUGCCUUUGACUGUCAGGCAGCGUAGGAAGUGUGUUAGUGCGUAGUGCUUUAGUGUUUUAUCUUAUGUCAAGUUGUCUGUAGUUCUCAGUCUGGUGGUGUGGGUACAAUAGCAUUCCCUUUAUAUUAAUAACACAUUUCAAAGAUGUCCGUCAUUCUUCGUCAUACCAUACAGCUGUGUAAUCAAGCCUUGAAGAAUGACUCACCUCUCAUAUUCUUGAAUAGUUGCUUAAAAUGAAGGUUGUGUUUUGUAUGCUGCUUUUCUCUUGGCGUGUAUGUGUGUGUCCGGGAUCAUUUUAAGGACACAGCUCAACGUCAGGCUGUGUCUGUCAUUCCCCUGGUUGCUAAUCUGCCACAGCUCAAUUUUUGCCCAGUUAUUUAUUUUAUAUAUCCAAUUUAUUACAAUCCACCCAAGCGGAAUAAUCCUCAGGUCUAAUUAAAUGAUUCUUCAAACACUAUUGUUGUCAGGUCAUUUGUGGAGAAAGCACGAUUGUGUUUUAAUUAAAUUUUACAGAGGCACAGCAGGCUUUCUUUAAGUAGAGAACAUUUUUUUAAAUAUUUAACAGUCUUGUUUAUUAACAUUAGUUAAUGUAUAAACAUAAACUAACAAUGAGCAGUAUGUUUAUUAAUAUUGGUUAGUUAAUAGAAAUAGAAUGAUAUAUUGUUUGUUUGUGUUAGUUUCACGGUGCAUAAACUAAUGUUAAGUUGACAUUAACUAAGAUUACUAAAGGCUGUAGAACUAUUGUUCAUCGUUAAUUAACCAAUGUUAACAAAUGAAACCAUAAUGUGAUGUCUUACCUUUUAAAACUUCAUCCAAAAUGCAAAAUAAUGCACAUUACCAACCUGUAAUAUUAUGUUAUUUGUGAGGUGCAAAUAAGUCAUAUUAUAAUUAAUAACAUAAAGUUUUAUGUAAGCAUUUGUGUUUAAAUGUGUCUGGAAAUGAUAAUUUAAAAGAAUCCCCAUAUACCAGUGAACAAACAUAUUACAGAGAAAUCAAUCUUAUGUUUAAUCUUGUGCAUUCUGAGUCAAAUUCACCCUUUAACAAAACUGACUAAAUACUGUAAUGACACAUGAGAACAUCCUGAUGUAUAAAGAUGUAUGACGAAACAAGCUUCUUCUUCUUCCCCUUUUUUCCCUCCUUUUUUCUUUUUUGCAAAAUGUCUCCCUCUGUUGUCCAGUUUGGGGUUUGAUUUAUAUUUUAAAAGCUGAGGACUUGUGUUGGGUGGCUUUAUAUCUUUUGGCUUGUAUAUGGAUUAAGCAUCAUGUUCAUGACCUGUAAUUAUUGACAAUUGUGGAGAAAUGUGUGAUCAAGUAUCCGCCAACCUUUUUGUGUUGUUAUUGACAAGUGCAUUACAUUCAUUUACCAAACAAAUAAAGACUAAUGUGUCAACACUG
This is a messenger RNA of Ctenopharyngodon idella (grass carp), 6666 nucleotides long. It is a transcript of the gene sstr2a, whose product is annotated as somatostatin receptor 2a. Gene Ontology annotation, molecular function: somatostatin receptor activity; neuropeptide binding. Lineage: Eukaryota; Metazoa; Chordata; Actinopteri; Cypriniformes; Xenocyprididae. Gene Ontology annotation, cellular component: neuron projection; membrane. The record is from RefSeq and is a predicted model, not a curated record. Gene Ontology annotation, biological process: cellular response to estradiol stimulus; cellular response to glucocorticoid stimulus; neuropeptide signaling pathway.